Messenger RNA from Musca domestica (house fly), 2456 nucleotides. RefSeq names its product little elongation complex subunit 2 (gene Ice2). Bases 98 to 2089 code for a protein of 663 amino acids. The record is from RefSeq and is a predicted model, not a curated record. Lineage: Eukaryota; Metazoa; Arthropoda; Insecta; Diptera; Muscidae. The transcript has a single exon. Gene Ontology annotation, biological process: positive regulation of transcription by RNA polymerase III; snRNA transcription by RNA polymerase II; snRNA transcription by RNA polymerase III. Gene Ontology annotation, cellular component: transcription elongation factor complex.
AACAACACAACAUUCGUUUUUUACCCAAAAAAGACUGCUUGUUUUUGUUCCACUGGUUGGGAGGAAAAUCUUUGGAUCUUUCAUCCAACUACUAAACAUGGAUUACAACUCCUGCCCCCGUGUAAAUGCCAUAUUCCGGAAUCAGCCGAGUUACACAUAUUUCAACAAAUCCAUUGCUGAUCCUAAGGAUAAUGUCUAUUUGUUGCUACAUGAAAUCGAGAGCCAUUUUAUGGAGCCACAGCAGCUGGCAGACAAAAGGUGUUUUGAAAAUGUUACAAUUGUUGAUCCUCGAAACCAAAAGUUGGUCACAGACAUCGUAUACGAUUACACCACAACGCUGACCACAAAAGCAUUUCAUUCUCCACGAGCAUCAUGUUUAAAUGGUGCACAGCAUAGUAUUGGAAUGAGAGUGGUAAAGGCGCGUCAGGAUGGUACAGAAUUGGCAGAAGAUGACUAUCUGAUAUGGCAUCGAAUGGAAAGUAAAUGUUUAAAAGAGACACAGCAAUUCCAGAAAUUCGUCUAUGAAUAUAAUCAAACAAAUAAAGAAUUGAUAUAUAGCCCGGCAAGGCAGCUCAUGGAUUUAUAUAAACAAUGGUAUGGCAGGAAAGCGGAGAGGUUACUGAAGAAAUGUCCUGAGGUAUCGUAUAAUACACAUUUGGGCUUGCCUCAUUUAAGGGUGUGUAAGGAUGCCCUAAAGGAACAAUGGGCAGAAAUUGUUGAAGUUCAAGUGGACCCAUUAGUGAACAUGUUAAGCAAUAAGGAAAUGAAUAUGCAAAAUAUAAAAAGAAAAUUGGAAAUGUAUUGCCAAGAUUUUGUUGAUUCUGAGUCCCGUAGAGAGCAACUAGAAGAGGAAGCAAAGAAUGAUUUUGUAAAGUCAACAGAAGCUGCAGAGGAGUUCCCCUUAUACUUCAUACCUUUUGAUUCAUUAUUGUUUCUCUUAACGGCAGGAGAUUAUCUGGACUUACCCAUGGAAAUGUUGCUAGACAUAAAGGAAAGAGAUACAGAUCAGAAAUAUUUAGUUAUGGAUUUACCCUUGCCUCCACGCCAAAUGGGCUGGCAUACAUGGAAACAAGUGGCGGAGCAAGCUGCCAUGUCUUAUCUCAGUCGAAUUUCGGAACACCAGACAGAUAAAGAGAAAGAAAAUGAAGUGUUUCCUAAUUCCGAUCACAAUAUUCCCUAUGAGUUAAAAACUAUUGAGGAAUAUAUGGAAUCAUAUGGCCAACGAGAUAAGAAAUAUUGCCAAUUUUCUCAAACCAACUGCAAAUGGCAGCUAAAGGCCAAAGAAAAGGAUUUGAUACAAAGUAUCCACACAAUUGUUCCAACUAAUCUCACAAAGGAUUCCAUUAAAUUGGAAUAUAAACCGACAUUUGGUUGUGAACUACAAACAAAGUAUGAAUUGCUCAGGGAGUGGUUCAAACUAAAAUUACUGAAUAAAACAUCCAGUACAUGCCAUCGUUUGGAUGUAAACAAUUUUCAAACUUUGCUAGCCGAAUCGCAGACUCUGGAUAAACUACAGUUUCAAUUAUCCACCAUGUAUCAUAUACAAAUACCACAGCUACUUUGUAAUCUUUAUGAAUUCCUAAACCUGUUAACACAAAUGCCUUGCGGCCACUAUAUGUUACGUUUCAAUCCCAAAUUUCGGGAUAAAUUUAUGCUUUGCAAGCCCUCGGAUGAAAUUACACAGAACACCAUUCACCUACAUCAGUUGCUUAAAACCGAACCCUCGGAAUUGUUGUUUAUGGCCCAACAAAGCUAUUUACCCAUAGCUGAUAAUCUUUGUAGUUUAAUGCAUGUUCAACACAAGCUUAUACCUUGCACCUUUAGACCCAUGGCUAGGUGGCGACAUGAGAAGUUACAGAAAAAUGAAAAAGGCAAUGCCAAUGAUUUCAUCAUAAAUGAUCGAAAAUGUAUAUUAAACAAGAUAGAAAAGAAAAAGAAAGCAGUUGAGGACCGUUUAUCUGCAUUGCGCAAAGCUCGAAAGAAGAAAACCCAAAGAGAAAACAGAAUAAAACGCAAAUUAAACCAGAACAAUGAAGAGAAAGAUCUACAGCGGGAAAUCGAGUUCGAUCAGCAGAUUAUUGGUAGCUAAAUUCGGAAUGUAAUUCCCGAGUUACUGAUAAUGGCCGUAGAACUAAAAUUAAAGCUCAAUAUCAAUUGGAUUGGAAUACAUGUUUUAAAAAAACUGUGCCUUCAUUUUGUUGUGUUGAGUAAGAUAUGUCUUCCUGGUAUAAAUAAUCGGAAGCACUUUGUUAUGGAAUUUUACACAGUUGCUUCUGUCAAUUUCGAAACAACAACAAAGAACCAAGAGCCUGUAUUUGUGGAAAUUUCACAUCAUUGUUGUUUUAAAUCAAUUAUUUUACAAUAAUCAGUCUCUUCCGGAACUGCAAGAAUGUACGAGUUUUUACUGCGAGAACCGAUUUUCCCUUUAUGAUAUCCUAAACAAUUGCAAAAUUAUU